Daphnia magna is the source of this 503-nucleotide messenger RNA. RefSeq lists its product as uncharacterized. NCBI's taxonomy places the organism in Eukaryota, Metazoa, Arthropoda, Branchiopoda, Diplostraca, Daphniidae. The coding region runs from base 93 to 503 and encodes 136 amino acids. The transcript is spliced from 3 exons. The record is from RefSeq and is a predicted model, not a curated record.
UUACCGAAAGGUGGAAAAAAAUUGAAAAAUCUUUGGCAGUGGAGCUAUUGAAAAAACACGGAGAAUCUUUGGAGCCGUUUGCAGAGCUCACCAUGGAUCUAGUAGAUUCUUAUGAAAAUUCACUGCUCGGACUUGAUACGGCCAACGACAGGACACUUAUAAUAUUUUCAUCUCUUCCAAUUCUUUUUCCACCUCGCCCAUCUAGGGCCUCGAAAGGGUUUACACUUCCGAAUCUGAAAAAUAUUUCCCAAAUCCUUGUUCGUCGGUUCCCGGUUGGAACAAAUUUAUCAGAAGCCUUGCAACGGUGUGAGACCGAUGGAAUGAUCCAACCCGGAUUAAUUGUUAUUGGAAAUCGCCGUUACAUAAAAGCGGAUCUCAUCCAAAUCAAAAUUAAUACUCCAUCGGCUGCUGAAUCUAUUGCAAUUUUGUUUGCUGUAUAUCAUAUAUUCAAUUUAAUUUUUCCCGACAACCUCAACCUGGUGUAUAUUUUUUUCAAAAUAUGA